Parastagonospora nodorum SN15 is the source of this 907-nucleotide messenger RNA. RefSeq lists its product as hypothetical. The transcript is spliced from 3 exons. The record is from RefSeq and is a predicted model, not a curated record. Gene Ontology annotation, molecular function: alpha-tubulin binding; microtubule plus-end binding. NCBI's taxonomy places the organism in Eukaryota, Fungi, Ascomycota, Dothideomycetes, Pleosporales, Phaeosphaeriaceae. Gene Ontology annotation, cellular component: cytoplasm; nucleus; microtubule plus-end. Gene Ontology annotation, biological process: tubulin complex assembly; cytoplasmic microtubule organization; post-chaperonin tubulin folding pathway. The coding region runs from base 1 to 738 and encodes 245 amino acids.
AUGUCACUACAGAGCGCGGCGGAUGUGCCUCUAAUCAUCAACUCGCCCAACUCCUCGUCAGAGCGCCGUAUCUCGCCGUCGUGGACAAUUGCACAUCUCAAGUCGCGCCUAGAGCCCAUCACAGGAGUUCCGGCUGGUAGUCAGCAGUUAUCCCUGCGGGUCGCCUCUCAGGAUGCCGUUCCCAUCACUGCGGUCGACGAAGAGCAGACGCGUCUCACAUCGUUUCCGCUGCAGCCGUAUGCGGAGAUCACCGUCGUUGACAUACGCCCACCUGCUGCACGGACAGACUUUUCUGAUCUUUCAGCAGUCGACAAGUAUGUCAUGCCUUCCACAGAGUACGAGACUCGGACGGACAGCGUACUUGCAUGGAAGAAGGCCCAGAAGUUAGGUCGCUUUGAUCCAAAUGCGCCCAGCAUUGAGCAACAGAAGAUUUUGGCCUCGCAAAGAGAAGUAGAAGAAAGAGGUCUCUCACUCUCUUGUCGCGUACGCCUCCUCCCUGAAUCGGACGCUCGAAGAGGCACUGUGUCGUACAUCGGUGCAGUGCCCGAGAUCCCGGGCAUCGGCUUCUGGAUCGGGGUCACCCUCGAUGAGCCCACGGGCAAGAACGAUGGCUCCGUCAAGGGCAAGCGAUACUUUGAAUGCGGUAACAAUUGCGGUGUUUUCGUACGGCCGGAGCGAUGCGAGGCUGGUGACUUCCCUGCUCUCGACCUCGGCGACGAGGAUAUGGAGGAGCUGUGAGGUGCUCUACUGGUAAGGCAUCCAUGAUCAGGACCGUCGCGCUCAAAGCAGCUUCGUGGCCUUAUUGUGCUAGCAAUAUUGCAUGGAUGACACAUACCUACCAAAGCGCUCUUAUAUUGCGCAAAAGGCGUAGUCCGUAUCUUUGAAAAUUCAAUACUUAAACAGGUGC